CUCAACAACAACGAACAGAACCAAAAGGAUGACAGACGUACCAGAUAGAGAACUACAAGCACCCUUUCUUCCACCAGACAAGGUCUACUCUAUCCAGAUCGGAAGCGAAGUCUUCCGCAUAAGCGGUGCUGCGCUCUGCUCAGAUGCUCCAUCCUACUUUACGUGCUACUUUGAGAACAACGAGGACAAGACCCUCAUUCUCGAUCGCGAUCCGGAGGUCUUCCAGGACAUCGUGCGAUAUCUUCGCGGUUACUAUGUAACACCAAAGUCCGAAGAGCACUUCAUCUAUCUCUGUUCUGAUGCGAUGUACUACAAGCUCUCGCGACUGCAACAACGGCUCUUUCAGGAGUACCACAUCGAUGUAGGAGGUCGAUCUUUUCGCAUCGAGAAGGACAUCUUCAACGAAGUCCAGUAUCCAGCUGGCGAUGGAAACAACUUCUUCACGCUCGGGUUCGCCUCGCUUUUCAACCAUCCCAAUCCCCAGGCUUUGCUGAGCACGCAUGAAGAGAUGUAUGGUGAUCACCGUCCUCCAGAAGUACCACCUUCACGGUUACCGAGGUCGUCUGCCUUGUUUCAGGAUAUUCUGGCAUAUUUGCAGAAUUACGAGGUGGAAAUUCGCUCUGAAACGCACCGACAAAAUCUCAUGAAGGAUGCACGAUUCUACGGUUUACGUGCGUUGGUGGAGAAGAUUGCACCGGGACGGAAUGAAUUCAAUGGUUGGGAAGAGGGUGAAGCACCAAACAGCACGGAGGUCGAGGACGUCGUGCUACCGGUCGAAGGUGUUAAAGGACCGGGACUUUCGGUGGACGCGUCCAAAGGGCAAAUUUGGUAUAAGCGACCGUAUAUUGAUACGGAAGCUGCUGGAAGACAACUGAUCCUUCAGGUCAAGAACUUUGUUCUGAACGACUUGCAUUUCAGUGCAAGUUCAACAGAACCCAAGGUACUACGAUGUUCCGGUCAUAAAUACCUUGCGAAGAAGUUGAAACAUCUGCUCGGCCCUUUACAAAUACCAAAAGAGGACAGCUCCAUUGCAAUUGAAAUAGGUGACGAUGCCGCGGUCACUCUUGACGGUCACGAUCUUGAGCUCGAUGAUAUUGCGUUGCAAAACAAAGUCAGAGAUGAUGAAGAACCAGCAGCGAAACGGAUCAAAACGGAAGCGGCCAGUGGCACAACAUCGGGGCCGGUGAAGUUCAGAAGGUGGGUCGUCACAAAGGCCCUGCUGAGACCUUGCGUACGGGAAGAAAGCGGCAAGCAGAUGUUGUGGCUGUGUGUCGUCAAGAUGGAAGCGACGAGUAACCAGAAGGAGACGAACAAGGCCCGUGAAUGGAUUUGAUCUGACGUGAUACGGCCG
Messenger RNA from Saitoella complicata NRRL Y-17804, 1351 nucleotides. RefSeq lists its product as uncharacterized. The record is from RefSeq and is a predicted model, not a curated record. Bases 29 to 1333 code for a protein of 434 amino acids. Gene Ontology annotation, molecular function: protein binding. NCBI's taxonomy places the organism in Eukaryota, Fungi, Ascomycota, Saitoellomycetes, Saitoellales, Saitoellaceae. Gene Ontology annotation, biological process: protein homooligomerization. The transcript has a single exon.